UCAGGUUCAAUUGGUGUCAGUUCGGCCAUUUCACACAAAUUCACCUUGAGUACUAACCAACUCUUGAUUGUCUAUUUUUGUCAGUUUUCACCUCAGUGUUGACUGCUGCUUUGAGCAAACAUUCACUUUUAUCCUAUUGUUAACCAACUUCUUCAAAGGACUGCAUAGUUUGCAGAUUACUAUGUCAAGAUAAUGGAUUUCAGUGCAUCAUUCAAGCUGGAGAGAGUCCACAGCUCCUCUCUCAAAGAUAAUAUUUCCCAGCUCCCUCUCCCUGCUACAGCCACUGUCAGCAGUGACCUGGUAGAGGAUCUGGCCGUCCAACUGAUGCUGAGGCUCAACCCACUGAGGAGUUCCAUUGGAGCACACCUGGACCAGCAACAACUGCUGAGACUCUGUCUGCGCAUCAGUGCAAUAACUUUAGAGACCAUGAGGAAAGUCCCAGGAGUCUCUGUUGAUGAAAACCUCCCCGCUCCUCCCUGCAACACCUGGAAAGCUGCCGUGCUGCUCCAGAGCAGCCUCAUGAAAAGAUUUGGCACAUCAAUUCAGGUGCGGAAGCAGCUAUUAAGAAAAGACCCAGCACUCCUGGGCAUCGUCCCUCAUUAUAUCAUCAAGGCAGUCCUCGCAACACACAAGGCCCAGUCUGCAGAUGAGUCCACUCCCACCCAGACACCUAGUGAUGAGGAGAGCCUGCUGUUCUCUCAGUUUCUCCCUGAGUCUGCCAAGGAGGAAAUGUUUGAGCAGCAUGGAUCCUGGAUAAGACACACUAAGGUGUUCCAGAAGGCUUUCCCUAGGAUAACAGACGAGGAGAUCCUUGAGUACCAGCAACGCAUCAGCAAACCUCGUCUAUCCAACCGGGAUGUUGUGUGGGUGGACAAAAAGUAUUUUGUUGCUGAUUUCUAUGAUGAGGUGGAAAGUGCCGCUGAUAACAGCCACCUGCUGGAGAACCCUCUUACUUUUAACAGUCGAGAUCAUGGGAUUGUCUCCAUCACUGAAGCAAAACAUUGUAGAUCUGUGAUUCAAAGCCUCAAACUACCUCAGCGUUGUCCUCUCCAGUGUAUGACUGGGAACUGUGAUAUUGUGAAAGCAGACAUGAUCCCAGACAGAGCUUUGGUGAAGGAAUCCACCAUCAGAUGUGUCCUGGUGGAACUUUUUAAAGGUCGGGACAGGAACUUCUACAAACCACAGCACCAGAAGAACCUGGCCUUUGAAAAGGAGAUGGUGGCGCAGAUCCACUUGUUGCUGGAAAAGGAGGCAAAGAAAUAUGAGAAAAAGAGAAUCUUCCUCAAAAACCUUGAACGCCUCGGAGACCCAAAGCAAGAAAUUAAACUGAGCCGGGAACUGUGCCAGCCACUCAAAGUCGCACUGUGUGAGGCUCUGCCUAACACCUGGAUGAGUAGAGAGGGCCUGAUGAAGGAUGAUAAGAUUGCCUUGUUUGCUUGCACCCUCAUAGCCACAGAGAUCCUUAACCGCCUCAAGCCGACUGUGAGCUUUGCAGCUGACACCAAACAGGGAGAUGAGACUCCGUAUGACCUCAACAUCCCCAUCAAAAGAGAGGAAACAGUGCCAAAAAGAGAACUGACCCAGCUGAAGCUGCGUCUGCCGGGAGAGCGAGCACAAGCCAGGGAGGAGAUCUUGUCUGUAGAGAUGUUCCUGAGCCAACUACAGCAGCAGAGCCUGAGGAGAAAACCAAGAGGAAGAAAAAAAAGUUCUUCUCUUGGCUUAGACAUAGACGCUCAAACACAGAGACAUUAACCCCAAGCAUCAAGAGCUUUCCACACAUGUUGUUGUGCUUCAUUAAUGCAUUUAAUAAAUAUGUUUGUAGAGGAA
This is a messenger RNA of Micropterus dolomieu (smallmouth bass), 1827 nucleotides long. RefSeq lists its product as uncharacterized. The record is from RefSeq and is a predicted model, not a curated record. The transcript is spliced from 2 exons. The coding region runs from base 193 to 1752 and encodes 519 amino acids. Lineage: Eukaryota; Metazoa; Chordata; Actinopteri; Centrarchiformes; Centrarchidae.